CUACAAAUCGAGUAUGAAUUCAACAAAACGGACGCAAUACGCCAGAACUCGCUGCGCACCCCUGCAUAUGAAAUUGGCUUCCUUUUGAGGACAAUGGAGGAGUGCUACAGACGAAUGGUGGACAUCUACAAUUCCACAUUAACCACCGACCUGUACAGUUUCGAAGCGCAAACGACGAACCAAAUCAUGUUCCUCAAGUACGUCGAGAACUACUACUGGAUGAUCUACCAUCUGGAACACAUGCUGCAUGAGAUUGAGAAGAAGUAUAAGCUUAAACGGGCCGGAAUGUUCGACAACUACCUAGACUUCACGAUCCGACCGCAGCCGACCACCAAGAGGCACCGCUUCUCGUCCCAGGCCGUGGUGUCCAUGACCACCACCACAAAGAGACCCAAGCAGACCUGGUGGCCACUGGACUAUGGAUGGGACCAGAUGAACGAGUGGCGGUGA
Molecule: messenger RNA, 450 nt
Organism: Cydia amplana
Lineage: Eukaryota; Metazoa; Arthropoda; Insecta; Lepidoptera; Tortricidae
Exons: 3
Coding region: 94-450 (118 amino acids)
Source: RefSeq, a predicted model, not a curated record